AUGGUGCACCUAGCCAGCAAAGGCCAGCCCCACUUCCCCUCACGCAAGAAUCUCUUGCCCGCGCAUCCCUCCACCCCACUGCGUGCCUGCCUGCAGAAACCUGUCUGGCAACCGUCUUGCAGGGCCCAUCCCCGAGUCCCUCAGCUCCCUCACCAACCUGCAGUUCGUGUGAGCUGCCCUCCCCUCCCCCUCCCCUCCCCCUCCCCUCCCCCUCUCCUCCCCCUCCCCUCCCCCUCUCCUUCCCCUCCCUUCCCCCUCCCCUCCCCCUCCCCUCUCCCUCCCCAACCCCCCCAUCAUACCACGCCACCCUCCUUGCUUGCACCGUCGUUGGGCAUCAACUAUCUCUACGCAGGCACCCUUCCCGACUCUUUCUGCUCCACUGUCUCUCUCUCCCUCGCCAACAACUGCUUCCCCUCCACCUCCAUCCCCUGCGGCCUCGUUCAAACGCAGCAGACCACCCAGCAGUGUGCAGCCUUCUGCGGCCUCUCCCCGCCUUCCGCGGCGCCCUGUGCCGGCCGGGGCUACUGCUUCUGGCAGGCGCCGCAGACCAGCAGCAACGCCACGUGUGCCUGUGCCUCGGGAUUCACCACCGGGGUUUCCCCUGCCAUCUGUGAUGCCGUCCUGCCCGAGUCCGAGUGGCUUGCACUGGAAGCACUGGCAACAGCGUGGCGGGGAUACGACGGGGAGGGCACGUGGAGCAAGGAUGCGCAGUGUGCCAACAUGCGGCACAUCACAUGCGACGCGCAGAACCAUGUCGUGAAACUGGAUGUGGCCAACACUCGAACCUCUGGGAGCAUGCCGGAUCUCAUUGGGAAUCUUGUUUACCUCACUGCCUUAAAUGUUGGAACCAACCGGUUCAGUGGCUCCCUGCCCACGACGUUCGGAAAGCUCACGAAUCUGGUCACGCUGGUCAUGAACUCAAACAAGUUCGAUGGACCACUGCCCGACUCCAUCUCGUCUCUCCAAAAGCUAGAGUUCUUGAGUGUUGGAGUGAACGGCUUCAACGGUCAGAUUCCUCAAGGUCUUUGCAACAUGACGAGCCUGACAGCGAUAUCGGCGGGUCUCAACAGCUUCUCGGGGUCCAUUCCUGAUUGCAUCUCAGCUCUCACGAAGCUGGUCACCUGUGACCUGAGGGAGAACAGUCUCUCGGGAAAGCUUCCGCCCUCCAUUGGCCAGCUCCAGAAACUUCAGUUACUGGACUUGAGUGGCAACCGUCUGUCAGGAAGUCUGCCGAGCUCAAUUACGUCAAUGACAGCACUCACAAGCAUGCUCGUCUACAACAACAAGCUGUCAGGCGCCAUCAUCCUGCCCCCAACAGCAUCCGCUCUCUCCUCACGCAACAACUUCUUCUCCUCAGCACCCUCCACCACCUGCACCGCCGCCCUCCUCGCCACCAACUGCUUCACCUACAACGCCUCCUUCUCCUGCCCCUCCAUCACCCAGCGCGCCACCACCGAGUGCGCUCCCUUCUGCGGCCUCUCCAGCACAUCGCUCCCGUGUGGAGGGUUGGGGGCGUGUGUGCUGCAGGGCGCGGAUGAGACCCCCGUGUGUGACUGUGUUGACGGGUACACCAAUGGGGAGUCGGCAGACACAUGCAUCAGGAAAGAGCUGGCCUACCCACGGGUGGCCACCAUUUUCCCCUCAGGCGGCGUCCUCACAGACCUCACCACACCUUCCACAGGAGCCCUCUUCUCCGCUGCGCCUCUGCCGCUCUUCUCCUUUGCGGCCCUCCGGGACGGCUGCGGCCGCGAGCUCUACUUCCGAGCCAACUUCUCCUUCACCAUGCUCCGCUCCGGCAAGACGGGCGGCGACGGGCUGGCGUUUGUGAUCUCCAAGACGGCCGCGGCCGGCACGCAGGGCGGCAGCAUGGGUUACUCUGGAAUGGACAAGGCGAGCAUGGCAGUGGAAUUUGACACGUGGCUGAACAAGGAGGACAAGGACGCGAGCAACAACCACGUAGGAGUGAACGUGAACGGGAGCGCCAUAUCCAAAGUCUCCGUGAAGAGCAAACCGCUGCUGAACAGUGGCAUGCCGUACUUCGUGUGGGUGGAGUACAGCCCUGCAGGCAACGGCAUGCUGAACGUGUCCCUCGCCACGACGCCCUCUCCCAAGCCUGCCAAGCCGCUGCUCUCCACGCCCCUCUCGCUGUGUGACGUGCUCGAGCCGACUGAGGCCUCCACUUCUUUCUACUUUGGCUUCGUUGCAUCAUCGCGGGCGCAGUUCACCCAGCAGCACACUGUUGGGAUCACCACCGUUGAAACAGGCUACGCUCCAGCCUCCACGCUGUCACACCGUAGAGCCACUGGCCUGGUGGUGACAGUGGACACACUGCGCCCCGCCACCAGCAGCCCGUUCACGCGCUAUGUGAGCGCGGGGUACUCGCAGGCACAGGACGGGCAGGCGGCGUGGACGACGCGAAGCUACGCCGUGUGGAGCAACACAGGACAGCUGUGGCAGGCGUCUGACCAAGGCUUCUGUGGGAGCUGCUGGGCAUACGCAGUGGUGGCGAGCGUUGAAGCAGCGUACGGCAUCGCCAACAAUAGCAAUAGCGGCAGCUACCCGUCGCUCUCCGUGGACUCGCUCUACAAGCUCAUGGGGCUGCCCAGCUGCUCCCAGGGCUCGCCCUCCCUCGCCUUCAAGCGGCUCACUGAGCUGGCAGCGACUAGUGGCGGGCUGGAGGAGGCCACUCCCCGCAAGUCGUCUGUCAGGGCUUCGGCUUCCCCCUUCGCCACGCCUCCUGCUGCGAAGAAGUAUGUGGUGAGCGGGUUUGAGCGCACUGCCUUCAAGGGCUACUUUGGCCUGCUGCUGGCCGUGCAGCGGCAGCCCGUGGUGGUGCACAUCCAGGCCUCCGCUGACUCCUUCAUCCAGUACAAUGGGCUGCAGAAGUAUCAGGACCCAGGCUGUUACACGGGUAACCUCAACCACGUUGUACUUGUUACAGGCUUCCUCAUGUUAGGCACUGACGACAGCCGGCCGCACAUCUUUGCGCCGUUCUGGCUCAUCCGCAACUCGUGGGGGUCGCAGUGGGGCGACAAUGGGUACAUGCGCAUGGGCAUAGAGGCCGGGAGUGGCGUGUGUGGGAUCAACGUGCUGCCUUGCAUCUACCCCAUCGUCAAGCCUGCGGAUGACCCCUGCAUGGUGAGGGCGUACAAGUACAGCAGUGAGUCCUCAUCAGUGCUCAACCCGUGCGGUAGCUUCCAGUGCACCCCUGACGGCACCUCCAACCACUGCGCCUGCACCGCGCCCUUCAAGGAGGUCAAUAACACUGAUGGCACGCGCUCCUGUGCUUACAUGAACGUGUGCAGGAGCAGCACGCGCAACCCCUGUGAGGUCGGUUCCUGCAUGGACGAUGGCCAGGGCGCCUACACGUGUGUGUGCCCGCCCACUCACACCCCCGACACCACCAUCGACGGCUUCCCCACCUGCUCCAAAGGAGCCACAUUGGCCUCAACGCUAGUAGUCACUGGAAGCAACUGGCGUUGCAGUGAUGUUUAUUCCCUUUAUGGGAACACACUCGAGAACUUUUUGGGGAAUAACACUGAUGUUGACUGCAACUCUCCCCUCUCGAAAGGCAAGGCGCUCAAGGUGCCUGCGCCCAACAAUCUGCCUGCCUGCUCUGCUUACUACUACACCUAUCCGAGCGACACGUGUGCCUCAGUAGCAACCUUCCUGGCCCUCUCCUCCUCAGCUCUCGGGCAGCUCAACCCGGACCUCGACUGUGGCUCUCCUCUCCCCGCCUCGCACUCCCUGUGCAUCGAGCGCAACGCGCGGGCCGCCGCCAGCAUCCCGAGCUGCCUAGGAACCACGUUCAUCAGCAGCCAGGCCAGCUGCAGCCAGACGGUGGAGGCGUCCAAGGGAGCCAUCUCCAUGGUGGAACUCUACAGGAUGAACCCGGGGCUCGUGUGCAGUAAUGCCGUGCCCACACCUGCAGGGGUGCCUGGCGACAAGCUAGGAGUGACGGUGAGGCGUGUGUGUAGUAAUGUUGUGCCCACACCUGCUGGGGUGCCUGAGACAAGCUGGGAGUCACGGUGA
Closterium sp. Naga37s-1 is the source of this 4032-nucleotide messenger RNA. NCBI's taxonomy places the organism in Eukaryota, Viridiplantae, Streptophyta, Zygnematophyceae, Desmidiales, Closteriaceae. The record is from the annotation of a GenBank genome assembly.